Molecule: messenger RNA, 202 nt
Organism: Acanthoscelides obtectus
Lineage: Eukaryota; Metazoa; Arthropoda; Insecta; Coleoptera; Chrysomelidae
Source: the annotation of a GenBank genome assembly
AUCAAGUUCAAGGUCACCGUCGCUGUUAUAUAUGGUUUUCUUCCGAAUAUUCACUAUCAGUGAGAAUGUCUUUGACAGAUGGUGGCAAUUGUGGUCCUUCCAACCAUUUGAAAUCAUAGCUGGAUCCAUCCAAUAUCCAUCCGCAAUGUCCGGCGUCCAAUUGAUAUGGAUCAAACAAAGUCGCGUUUGUCCAUUAUACUAA